Messenger RNA from Vicia faba (fava bean), 1329 nucleotides. Lineage: Eukaryota; Viridiplantae; Streptophyta; Magnoliopsida; Fabales; Fabaceae. The record is from the annotation of a GenBank genome assembly.
AUGUAUGAUAUUUCUGUGUUGAAAUCAACACCUCAUCGGCUAUUAGUACAUGAUGGGUCUGGAAGGAAAGAGUUGCCUGUUUCCCCAGUGAAGAUGCUGGCAGGUCGGGAGGCUAAUUGUUCGGGACGGGGAAGAUUUUCUUCUGCUGAUCGGUGUCAUAUGUUGAGUAGAUAUUUGCCUGUAAAUGGUCCUUGGCUUAUUGACCAAAUGCCGAGUCGAGCAUAUGUGUCUCAGUUUUCAGCUGAUGGUUGUCUUUUUGUUGCUGGGUUCCAAGGAAAUAUCAUAAAAAUAUACAAUGUGGAGAAAGGUUGGAAAGUUCAAAAAAAUAUUCUAACCAAGAGUUUGAGAUGGACAAUCACUGAUACUUCUCUUUCCCCUGAUCAACGCAGUCUUGUUUAUGCCAGCAUGUCGCCUAUUGUACACAUUGUAAAUGUUGGAUCAUCUGAAACUGAGUCACUAGCAAAUGUGACGGAGAUCCACGACGGUUUAGAUUUUUCAUCAAAUGAUGAUGGAGGAUACUCUUUUGGAAUUUUCUCUGUGAAAUUCUCAACAGAUGGGAGAGAAUUAGUAGCAGGAACUAGUGGUGAUUCUUUAGUUGUAUACGAUCUUGAAGCAAAUAAGGUUUCACUUCGAAUUCUAGCGCACGCGGCUGAUGUAAAUACUGUAUGUUUUGCUGAUGAAACUGGCCAUCUUAUUUACUCUGGAAGUGAUGAUAGUUUCUGCAAGGUUUGGGAUCGGCGUUGCUUAAAUGCUAAAGGCAAGCCAGCAGGGGUUUUGAUGGGGCACCUUGAGGGCAUUACAUUUAUUGACUCCCGUGGAGAUGGACGCUAUUUCAUUUCUAACGGUAAAGAUCAGACCAUAAAACUUUGGGAUUUGCGCAAAAUCUCGUCCAAUGUUACCUGUAAUCAUGGACAGAAAAGUUUUGAAUGGGAUUACAGAUGGAUGGAUUACCCGCCACAAGCAAAAGACUUGAAUCAUCCUUGUGAUCAGUCAGUUGCUACAUAUAGAGGCCAUUCAGUCUUACGCACUCUUGUCCGCUGCUUUUUCUCUCCAGCUUUUAGCACUGGCCAAAAGUACAUCUAUACCGGAUCACACAACGCAUGUGUUUAUGUAUAUGAUUUGGUGACUGGAGCACAAGUUGCAACACUGAAGCACCAUAAAUCACCUGUAAGAGAUUGUAGUUGGCACCCUUUCCAGACUAUGCUUGUUAGUUCGUCUUGGGACGGGGAUGUUGUAAAAUGGGAAUCUUCUGGAAGCUCUGAUGUAGCUGCCUCUUUGGUUAAAAAGAAGAGCAUAUACAAAAGACAUUUUUUUGAAGAUUACCUAUGA